Parnassius apollo (apollo) is the source of this 636-nucleotide messenger RNA. The record is from the annotation of a GenBank genome assembly. Lineage: Eukaryota; Metazoa; Arthropoda; Insecta; Lepidoptera; Papilionidae.
UUGGCCAGCUCAAAGCAUUUAAUGGAAGAUGAUCAAUCUCAACCAUCAACAUCAAAAAUUUCAGAAGAUCACGAUGUUGGUUCUUGUGUAACCACAUUGACUAGUAUUAUGGACACGGAGAUUAGAAAUAAGUCUUUACUGAGCAGUUCAAUAAAGGAUGCAUUUGAUCCAAUUUCAUCUAAUAAAGCUGGUGGUAUGAAGUAUAACAGAAUUGUUCAAGCAUUGGUGUUUUUUAUCUGUAAAUAUAUGCGUCCAUUUAACAUAGUUGAAGGUGAAGGUUUUUUAAGACUUGUAAAAGAACUGGAACCUACUUUUAAAGUUCCUGGUGCAAAAUAUUUAAAGAAAAGGACUACCGAAAAGUACGAAGCUUGUGUUACUAUUUACCCCUCUACAUGCGGAAGGGCUAUUCAAAAACUUAAAACCAUGGUUGUCGGACAAUUAAGUAGACCAAGUGAGUCAGAAGAUGAUAUCUCAUCUAUUGCACCACCUGAAUAUGAUUUUUUGAAACAUCAUAAGGAGUUAGCAUAUGAACACAAGAAGAAAAAUAAAUCUCAUCAGGGAGAUGAAGUUUCUCUUUAUUUAUUAAAUCCAGUAGUUUCUCUUAAAAGCAAACCAUGUGCAGAAUGGAAUGGAUGA